Solanum verrucosum is the source of this 1209-nucleotide messenger RNA. RefSeq names its product endochitinase 4. The record is from RefSeq and is a predicted model, not a curated record. Gene Ontology annotation, molecular function: chitin binding; chitinase activity. The transcript is spliced from 4 exons. Gene Ontology annotation, biological process: carbohydrate metabolic process; chitin catabolic process; cell wall macromolecule catabolic process. Lineage: Eukaryota; Viridiplantae; Streptophyta; Magnoliopsida; Solanales; Solanaceae. The coding region runs from base 124 to 1122 and encodes 332 amino acids.
AGAACAAUGAGAAAUUGAGAAUUGUGUCUUGUUUAGUCAACAACUGCUUUGUCACCUUCCUUACCUAUAAAUACCUUCUACUUCACCACUUUCUUCCUAUCACUUUUUACUACUUCCAUUAAAAUGAGACUUUCUGAAUUCACAGCUUUUUCUUUGCUGUUUACUCUCUUAUUACUAACUGCCUCGGCAGAGCAAUGUGGUAGGCAGGCAGGAGGUGCCCGUUGCGCCGCGGGACUCUGUUGCAGCAAUUUCGGUUGGUGUGGUAACACUAAUGACUAUUGUGGUCCUGGCAAGUGUCAAAGCCAGUGUCCUUCUGGUCCUUCUCCCAAACCACCUACCCCUGGCCCCGGUCCUUCUGGUGGAGACAUAGGCGGCGUCAUCUCAAAUUCCAUGUUUGAUCAGAUGCUUAAGCAUCGCAAUGAUAAUGCUUGUCAAGGAAAGAACAAUUUCUAUAGUUACAAUGCCUUUAUUAAUGCUGCCAGGUCUUUCGGUGGCUUUGGCACUACUGGUGAUACCACUGCCCGAAAAAGGGAAAUUGCUGCUUUCUUUGCCCAAACCUCCCAUGAAACUACUGGAGGAUGGCCUUCAGCACCAGAUGGACCAUACGCAUGGGGUUACUGCUUCCUUAGAGAACAAGGUAGCCCGGGCGAUUACUGUACACCAAGUGGUCAAUGGCCUUGUGCUCCUGGAAGGAAAUAUUUCGGACGAGGCCCCAUCCAAAUUUCACACAACUACAACUAUGGGCCAUGUGGAAGAGCCAUCGGAGUGGACCUUUUAAACAAUCCUGAUUUAGUAGCCACAGAUCCAGUCAUCUCAUUCAAAUCAGCUAUCUGGUUCUGGAUGACCCCUCAAUCACCAAAGCCUUCUUGCCACGAUGUCAUCACUGGAAGAUGGCAACCAUCUGGCGCUGACAGAGCAGCCAAUCGCCUCCCUGGAUUUGGUGUCAUCACAAACAUCAUCAAUGGUGGCCUAGAAUGUGGUCGUGGCAGUGACAGCAGGGUCCAGGAUCGAAUUGGGUUCUACAGGAGGUAUUGCGGAAUUCUUGGAGUUAGUCCAGGUGACAAUCUUGAUUGUGGCAACCAAAGGUCUUUUGGAAACGGACUCUUAGUCGAUACUAUGUAAUGACUUCAUCAUCUGUUUGUUGUAUUCUCUUGUUACAAUGCAGGGCCCAGCUAUGAAUAAAUUUACUUAUGUAAUUGUGUUGUAAUC